AUGAAUGAUAUCGAUACACUCUACAACUUACCUGACGAUGUGAUGAUCUACAUUAUCGUGUUUCUUUCUGUUCCUGAUAUCCUUCUCCUCCGCCAGACAUGUAAACGGUUCAAUGCACUUACAAGACUACACAUCGUCUGGACAAAUGCAUACAAACUCGAUAUCAUCUCCAAUGACUACCCCAUUCCCGUCGAUGACACCGAUCUUGAACAGCGCACACGCCAUGCCUACCGACUCGCAUCUCGAUGGCUUGCAGACUCGCCUAUGAUGCCAGCGAGCGAGACGAGUUUUACUGGCUCGCCUGUAUCCGAAAUCAAACUUAUACCAGGCCGACAGCACAAGUGGUUGCUGAUUGUAUUGAAAGGAAUCUGGUCGGUGUUGACGAUCUGGGAUAUCAUGCACGUGCACAAGUACUCGGAGUGGUCACCAAGAGGCGCGCUGUUCACUGGGGUGAAGCUGAACACAGAUACAGAGUCUGAGGCGAGUAUCACUGUGGCGUUGGAUGGAUCACAGAGGAUCGCGCUCCUGCAUCUGGACAAUGAUGGAAUCCUGCAUGAAAUCUGCUCGUUCGAGAUCGACCUCCAGCCCGUCACCCUCACUGGUGAUAUCAUAGCCCUCAGCGACGAGUUCUCGACAACGCUGAUCUAUAAUUGGAAGACGGGCGAGCGGGCCUACCUCGAUGAAUGA
Desarmillaria tabescens is the source of this 687-nucleotide messenger RNA. RefSeq lists its product as uncharacterized. The transcript is spliced from 3 exons. The coding region runs from base 1 to 687 and encodes 228 amino acids. Gene Ontology annotation, molecular function: protein binding. The record is from RefSeq and is a predicted model, not a curated record. Lineage: Eukaryota; Fungi; Basidiomycota; Agaricomycetes; Agaricales; Physalacriaceae.